AACUACGCUAAAUACGCGAAGGUUCGUUUCGCACUUCACUUUACUUUCUCUGCUUCUCCGGAAAGCAAACGCUGAAAGACCAAACCCAACUCUCGAAUCUGUGGGUAAUUUGGCAAAGAUGUCGAUCGUCCCGUACAAUGAGCGAGAGCGCAGAGUGUCCAACCCUGCAUCCUCCAGAGGCCUGUGGGACGCCUUCCAGAGCUUCGGACAGAACCACCUUUGGGACCCAUUUAGCGAUAUCCCUUUCCCUUCCACACUCUCCACGCUCUUUCCUCGCUCCCCAUUUGGGACCUCGGUGAACACCAGGCUCGACUGGAGGGAGACCCCGAGAGCCCACGUGCUGAAGGCUUCUCUUCCGGGGUUCAUGGAUGAGGACGUGUUGGUGGAGCUCCAAGAUGACCGAGUGCUCCAGGUGAGCGUCGAGAGCGGCAAGUUUGUGAGCAGGUUCAAGGUCCCUGACGAUGCGAGGCUCGAGCAGUUGAAGGCCUCGAUGCACAAUGGGGUUCUCACUGUGACUAUUCCGAAAGCGGAGGCGAGCACGCCCAACGUCCGGACCGUCGAGAUCUCUGGCUAAAUAUGUGAUCUUCCUUUGUCCUGUCACUAUGUUUAUGUGUUGUGUGUGUGGUUUGUUGAAGGUCAUCGUAAGCUCUGAGUUUCGUAUGAAGGUGUUUGAUAUAAUGCGUAUAAAAUGUGUGAUGUUUGUGUCGGUUCUUGUGAUUUUAAUCUGGGCUUAGUGUAUCUUAAAUGGUCGUUGAUGUCUUGAAGGAAAAAAGUUAUGUUCUUAACAACAAUUGCUCUGUUUUACAUGUUCUAAUAUGUUAUUGCCUACCAAGACUGUUCUUACUAUGGAAGUCGAACGCCUAAUGUAUAUAUCAAAUGGUUCUUAAAGUACCA
Messenger RNA from Alnus glutinosa, 894 nucleotides. RefSeq names its product 18.5 kDa class I heat shock protein-like. NCBI's taxonomy places the organism in Eukaryota, Viridiplantae, Streptophyta, Magnoliopsida, Fagales, Betulaceae. The record is from RefSeq and is a predicted model, not a curated record. The coding region runs from base 119 to 574 and encodes 151 amino acids. The transcript has a single exon. Gene Ontology annotation, biological process: response to heat; protein complex oligomerization; response to salt stress.